AGGGUCCAGGUAAAGCAGGCUGGAGGAUGGAUUGAUGGGGAGGUCGGGAUGUCACAGGUCCGAUCGCAGCGCCAGGGGGAGGGGACCGGCCAGGAGGGCUAGUAGGUGCUGCUGUUUGGUUGAUUAAGGGGGUCAGCGUGUGUAUGUGUCAUCGAGGUGGGCAGGGACGGGGAGGGCUGUGCGUGGGGGAGGAUAUAUAGGCUGGCGUGGCUGGUACGGCGGCACCGAGCCUCACAUCCAUCUGAGGGAGCCCAGCGACUGACAGCUCUCAGCAUCUGCUUCCUGCUCCUGCACCAUGAAAAUCCUGCUCUGUGACCUGCUGCUGCUCAGCGUCUUCUCCAGCGUGUUCAGCAGCUGCCAGAGGGACUGUCUCACCUGCCGGGAGCAGCUCCGCCCAGCCCUGGACAGCUUCAACCUGGAGCUGUGCACCCUGCAGUGUGAAGAGAAGGUCUUCCCCAGCCCUCGCUGGACUCCGUGCGCCAAGGCCACGGCCAGGGGCUCCUGGCAGCUCAGCCCUGCUGCCCCCGGCCACCAGGCGGCUGCCCUUCUCCAGCCCGGCGCCCCCGAGAUGCAGCAGCUGAAGCGGAUGCCCCGGGUCGGGGGCCCGCUCCCUGCACAGGACGAGACCGGGCCCGGCCCCGAGGAGGCCAGCGAGAUGGAGACCCAGCAGAAGCAGCUGCAGAAGAGGUUCGGGGGCUUCACUGGGGCCCGGAAGUCGGCCCGGAAGUUGGCCAACCAGAAGCGGUUCAGUGAGUUUAUGAGGCAGUACCUGGUCCUGAGCUUGCAGUCCAGCCAGCGCCGGCGCACCCUGCACCAGAAUGGCGUCCGGGUGACCCCCCAAACAGCAUGUGUCCAGCCCCAGACCUGCCGCCUGGGAAUCAGAAUUCCUUCCUCCCCGUGGCCCUGAGCGAGGCUCUGCCUCCGGAACCUCCCCCUCCCCACGGCAUGUUUCACCACGACCCUGUUGCUACAUCAGAGUGUAUUUUUGUAAUUCCUCCAGCUCACAUUUCAACGGCCCCAUCUUUCCUGCUCACCCGCCUCUCCCCUCUGCCAGGGGCGGGCGAAAAGGAAGAGGAAAGCAAGCCUGGGGUUUCGACGCGUCACUGCCAUCCCUCGUUUGUAAAAGAUGCUCUUCUUUCUGACUGAUUGUUUUGAACAACUAUUUCUCCAUUAAACUUCUACUGAGCACAUGGUUAAUAAACUGGUUUGCUGUUUUUAAGUGAAUCGACCGAGAAGCACAGAGGCCACCAACACGCAAACCAGAGCGGCAGCUCCCGGGAGGCAGAUGCAGAAAGCGUGUGGCUCUGCCUUGGAGAAAGUGAGAGGGGCAAGGUGCACCCGACUGCGUGGGGGGCGGGGUGGGGAUCUGAUCCAGGUGCAGCCGGUGGCGGGAACGGACAGGGCAGUGGUUCUCAAAACCUCUCUGUGUGCACCAGGUGGGCCCCAUCUCCAGUUUCUGACUUGGUAGAAAUUUGCCUUUUUAACAAACUCCAGGUGGCUGGGUGCGGUGGCUCAUGCCUGUAAUCCUAGCACUCUG
Microcebus murinus (gray mouse lemur) is the source of this 1537-nucleotide messenger RNA. Lineage: Eukaryota; Metazoa; Chordata; Mammalia; Primates; Cheirogaleidae. The record is from RefSeq and is a predicted model, not a curated record.